Messenger RNA from Pollicipes pollicipes, 1026 nucleotides. Its product is annotated as leucine-rich repeat-containing protein 74B. Lineage: Eukaryota; Metazoa; Arthropoda; Thecostraca; Pollicipedomorpha; Pollicipedidae. The transcript has 3 exons. Gene Ontology annotation, molecular function: protein binding. The record is from RefSeq and is a predicted model, not a curated record. The coding region runs from base 1 to 1026 and encodes 341 amino acids.
AUGUUCCGGUCAGUGGAGCGGCCAGAGCUGCCGCGCGAGCGGCCCGGCUCGCAGUCCUCGGGCGAGUACGAGAGCUCCGAAGAAGAGAAGCCGUACAACAUGAAGCCCAGCUACUCGGACCCGCUGCUGGACAUACUCAGCCUGCGUCUCUUCUGCCAGACUGACGCAGAGUCGGGCCGUACGUCGAUCCGCCUAUGCGGCAACGAGCUGUCGCAACCGCGGCGCGGCUGCUACUUCGACCGCGAGGCGGCAGCACUGGCGGGCCAGCUGGCCUCGCGCCACGACAUCACCGACGUCGACUUCAGCUACAACCGGAUCAGCGACGGCGGCCGCCACCUGGCCUGGCUGUUGAGCCAGCCGCAGUGCGCGCUGCAGGAGCUCGACCUGGGCCAGACGGGCCAGACGGUGGCCAGUCUGACGGCGCUGCUGACCGCGCUCCGCACCAACAGCUCGCUGCUGCAGCUGCGGCUCAGCGUGCGCAAGUUCGGCCUCACCGACGACCAGAUGCGGCUUGUGUGCGACGGGCUGGCCGGCAACGGCGCGCUGACGCACCUCGACCUGACGGCCAAUCGGCUGCACCGGGACGCGGCGCGCCACCUGGUGUCGGCGCUGGCCGAGAACAGCUCGCUGCGCGUACUGCGGCUCUGCCACAACCACGUGCAGACCGAGGGCGCCAUCUGGCUGGCGCAGGGGCUGGCCGAGCACGGCGCCAGGGAGGAGGUGCACGUGCGCUCCAACGAUAUCGGCUCCGACGGACUGCUGGCGCUGCUCAACGAACUCAAGUACGCGCGCGUGCGCCUGCUCCACUUCUGGGGCAACCCGUGGUGCCUGCGCGUGCCGGCCGAGGUGGACGUGCUGUGGAAGACGGGCGUGGUGGACGAGACGCGCGUGGACGUGCGCCCGUACGUGGUCGACUACGUGCCCCACCUCGCGGAGCUGCGGCAGACGGAGCGGCAGCGCUACUACAACGUCACCAAGUACGCCGACCGCACCAACGACAAGGUCCGCAUCGGCUUCCCCGUGUAA